AGUCUCUCAAUGUGCAUGACAAUGUAAGUUUCCCACUCCACAGAAAGUGGAUAUACCUAAUCUAUGAGAUCUCAUAGUACUACUCAAAUUCCCUCUCCGUCAAAUCAGGGACUUGAUACUAGUGUAGUAGAACGACCUAGGGUAGUGUGUGAAAUUUGUCACAAAUCAUUCUUCUUCGAUUCUCAGCUUCAUAUAGUUACAGGCCAUCAAAAUGCGAAAAGAACUUGUGGCCUUAUAGGCUGCAAGAGCAGCUUCGACUCGUGUACAGGGCUUCGCAAACACCGAAAGUUACCACAUUCGCCAAGUCACCAUCCAUCUUGGGAUGAUUCUGCCAUUGCAUGCGCCGAAUGUAAUGAGACUUUUAAGUACGAAACCGGCUUGAUAAAACAUGGAAAAGAUCAGAAACACAGUCCAUAUGCAUGUUCUUGUGGAGCCAAGUUUGCCCGAAUUGAUGCACUCGGCCGCCACAUCAAGAGCUUCCUCAAGGAAAGUGCCCAAUAUCAUUGUCCUUUCUGUAAGCGCUAUCGCGGCAAGCAAGCUUUCCGCCGGAAGGACCACCUCGUUCAGCACCUUAAAGGCUACCACAAGACGGAUUCAGAGGAAAUAGACAACAUUGCGCCCCUGGAACGUCGAUCUGAGAGCCGCCAGCUCCUGAGUUGCCCGUAUAACGAUUGCGCGGCGUACCGAGAUGACUCCUUCAGGGCCCUGCCAUGGAAAGAGCAGUUCGAAGGAAGACCGUUCCAAAAACAAUCCGAGUACAAUGAACAUAUGAGAAAAGUGCAUGGAGACAGCGCAUUUCCCUGCCCUGUUGACGGCUGUGACCGAGUUGGCACUAAAGGGUACAUGCGUGAGAAAGAUUUGAUCAAACACCUUGCCAAGAUGCACCCCGGUGCACCGAGUUAUGUCUAUGUGGCCCCAGAGCCCUCUGAGUACGACUGUGUGGGAUGUGGUAAGAAGCUUUCCAGCCUAGAUAUCCUUGAGUGGCAUGAGGCACACGUUUGUAAGGUCCUUCGAGACCAGUGACUACAGGGUUCUACUACUGCUAUUACCAAAUAAUUGAAGGCAGGGAGUCUUGACUUCUUAAAGGACAUAGGUUUUGUUCUAUGAGCUCUGAAUAGUGCCGGGGAUUCGUGGAAACAUAUACCAUGCUGACAUAGGUCAACCGUGAAGGUGGGUCCUCGGGUAACGGAAAAUUACUAUUUUAUGCUGCUUGUUGGUUCAGAUCCGCGUUGCAAGAUCGCCAACGAGGUGACCGUUUGAGGUCAAACACCCGACUUAUGUAGCUCUAUUGUCAUUCAUUCAAAUAUGUCAGGGCAAGGACUACGUUGUUUGUUUCUUAACUUCAGUGAAUUACUUCGACGCUCAUUUCAUAAAUGGAAGGAUCGGUCUCACAAUCGCCUCUAGGCUCUUGACCAGUGAUGUCUUAUAACUCGUAGCAUUACCCGAUCCCUGAUUGAGAUCAUGCUACUUAUCAAAUGACAUUAUUCUCCCUCUG
Molecule: messenger RNA, 1495 nt
Organism: Xylaria bambusicola
Lineage: Eukaryota; Fungi; Ascomycota; Sordariomycetes; Xylariales; Xylariaceae
Exons: 2
Coding region: 64-1023 (319 amino acids)
Biological process (GO): regulation of transcription by RNA polymerase II
Cellular component (GO): nucleus
Source: RefSeq, a predicted model, not a curated record